This is a messenger RNA of Postia placenta MAD-698-R-SB12, 1053 nucleotides long. RefSeq lists its product as hypothetical. The coding region runs from base 1 to 1053 and encodes 350 amino acids. NCBI's taxonomy places the organism in Eukaryota, Fungi, Basidiomycota, Agaricomycetes, Polyporales, Adustoporiaceae. The record is from RefSeq and is a predicted model, not a curated record. The transcript is spliced from 8 exons.
AUGUCGAGCUCGGGCACAUCUGAGGAGAGCGAAAGGAUCUUCGUGUCUCUGGGCAUGUUCAUCAUCGACGACUUCCAGUUCCACGACGAGAAUGAUAAGCCAACCGGGCGGACGCUCCCUCCCCAGAUUGGAGGUGGGGGGACAUAUGCUACUGUGGGCGCACGUAUAUGGCUCCCCGCCGAGAAAGUGGGCAUGAUCAUUGAUAGAGGCCAUGACUUCCCGGAGGACAUACAGAAGAAACUAGACACAUAUGGCACGGAUACGUGGCUCUACAGGGACGACCAGCAGCGCGUCACUACCCGUGCUCUCAAUUCAUAUCGAGGUGAUUAUAGAGGGUUUCAAUAUACCACACCUCGUGUCAGGAUCACGCCCAGAGACCUGUCUAGGACUAAGCUCUACAGGCCGAAGAUGCUCCAUUUCAUCUGCUCCCCAACACGAGCUGCUGCGAUUGUGUCUGACAUAGAGAAAGAACUGGACUGGAAGCCAAUCACCAUAUACGAACCAAUCCCCGACAGAUGCGUACCUGAAGAACUACCCGCGCUGAUAGAAGUGCUUUCCUCCAUAUCGAUAUUGAGCCCCAAUGCCGAGGAAGCUAUGUCGUUGCUCUCCAUGACAGGUGCACCUACGAAGUCCCUCGUAGAGACUGCGUGUGCGAGGCUACUCGAUUAUGGAGUCGGGCAAGACGGCACGGGCACGGUCAUCAUCCGCAGCGGUGCGAUGGGGGCGUACGUGGCAAGUAGAAGCAAGCCUGGACGAUGGGUCCCUGCUUUCUGGACCUCGGAAGAUGCAUCGAAGCAUGUGGUCGAUGUCACAGGUGCUGGCAAUAGUUUCCUCGGAGGUCUUGCGGCUGGAUUGUACGAGACUGCAGGGGACGCAUACCAAGCUACUUUAUACGGCACUGUAUCAGCUUCGUUCGUAAUCGAGCAAGAAGGCCUGCCCAGGCUAAUGCAGACCCCUGACCACACCGGUCACGAACUCGAGGAAUGGAACGGAGAUUUGCCUCGAAGGAGGCUAAGGGAUUUACAGGACCGACUGCAGAAGAUUACAUACUAG